GUUAGGAAUUUGUUAUGAAAUUUCAACUUUCAAACUGACAUGUCUGAAUUUUCGUCUAAAUUGAAUCUGUUUUAACUAAAUUCCCGAAUUUAUGAAAUUUUGAUAAGAGCUUGAGAUGGCAGCAACGGUUGCUAGUGCCACAGUCAGAGCUGUGAAAAGAAAAUUGCUACCAACUAGGGCUGCUCUGGUUUUGACGCCAGCGGCAGUGAAUCGCGUAAGACAGCUUUUAGAGGGAAAAGACGAAUUUGUAGGUCUGAAGGUUGGUGUUCGUCAAAGGGGUUGUAACGGUCUCUCUUACACACUUUCGUAUGCAAAACAGAAAGAAAAUAUGGAUGAGGAAGUGAAGCAAGAUGGAGUUAGGAUAUUUAUAGAUAAAAAGGCUCAGUUAACACUGCUAGGCACCGAAAUGGAUUUUGUCGAGAAUAAGUUGACCUCAGAGUUUGUGUUCAAUAAUCCUAAUAUAAAAGGAACUUGUGGCUGUGGAGAAUCAUUUAGUGUAUGAAAUAAAAACAACUGUUAACAACUAGAGUUUAUUUAAACUGUGGCAAUCGUCAUAUAAAUAAAUUGUGUAGAAUAAAAUAUAGAACGAU
This is a messenger RNA of Coccinella septempunctata (seven-spotted ladybird), 590 nucleotides long. It is a transcript of the gene MagR, whose product is annotated as iron-sulfur cluster assembly 1 homolog, mitochondrial. The transcript has 4 exons. NCBI's taxonomy places the organism in Eukaryota, Metazoa, Arthropoda, Insecta, Coleoptera, Coccinellidae. The coding region runs from base 116 to 502 and encodes 128 amino acids. The record is from RefSeq and is a predicted model, not a curated record. Gene Ontology annotation, molecular function: 2 iron, 2 sulfur cluster binding. Gene Ontology annotation, cellular component: mitochondrion; cytoplasm. Gene Ontology annotation, biological process: iron-sulfur cluster assembly.